AUGUUGACGAGGGGCAGUUGGCAUAUUAGGUGGACGGUUGGUUGGUUGGUUGGUUGGUUAGGUUGUGGCGUUUGUUUAUUGAUUGAAGCGAUUGAGACUGACCUGUUGAAGGAGAAGGAGCAGCAUUCAGCAUUUAGUGGUCGUCGUAUUUCAGCGUAUAUCUCAGAUUUCGAGUUGUCAUCAAUUGGUGGCUGGGGCGUAGGGGGUACGAAUAGUCAGAGUGCGGCUCAGCCAGCCAGAUCACAAACCGCCUCACAACAGCAACAGCAACAGCAACAAGGCCAACAACAGCAACAGCCCUCAUCGCAAUCCCAAAGCGUUCAGCAACAGCAACAACAACAACAACAAGGCGGUGGCGGCACCUCCCUGCCUCCAGCCACCUGUGGUGGUACUCCUGUGGCAGCACUGGGUUGUGGCACUCCAAUCGCAGCCUGCAAAAGGAACACACAAUCCAGAGCGCAGUUAUCAUCAAACUCAUAUACAACACAACGAAAGGCAUCAUCAAACGCGCUGGUCGCCCAAAUGCAUUUAGAACAACAGCAGCAGCAGCAACAACAACAACAACAGCAGUUAUCAAUGUCUGCAGCUAACUCGAAUCAACCUCAGUUAACUUUUUUGACUGGUUAA
Anisakis simplex (herring worm) is the source of this 627-nucleotide messenger RNA. Lineage: Eukaryota; Metazoa; Nematoda; Chromadorea; Rhabditida; Anisakidae. The record is from the annotation of a GenBank genome assembly.